Messenger RNA from Closterium sp. Naga37s-1, 2349 nucleotides. NCBI's taxonomy places the organism in Eukaryota, Viridiplantae, Streptophyta, Zygnematophyceae, Desmidiales, Closteriaceae. The record is from the annotation of a GenBank genome assembly.
AUGGGUGCGUGGGCAGUGCGCGGGUCGUGGAGGGAGAGGGGGGAUGCAAGGAUUCUCCACCGGCCUACCCGAACGUCUUCAACUAGCCUUACUCCGCUCCCUACCCGGCUUGGAGCGCUGUGCCAUGCUGAGACCCGCAUACGCUGUGGAGGAUUCUCCACUGGCCUGCCCGAACGUCUUCAACUAGCCCUGCUGCGCUCUCUCCCUGGUUUGGAGCGCUGUGCCAUGCUGAGGCCUGCAUACGCUGUGGAGUAUGACUACCUGCCCGCCUACCAGUGCCAGCGCACACUCAUGACGAAGAAAAUUGAAGGGCUGUUCUUCAGCGGUCAGAUCAAUGGCACGACUGGAUACGAGGAGGCUGCUGCGCAGGGGUUAAUCGCAGGGAUCAACGCGGCCAGGCUGGCGGACGGGAAGCCGCUGAUUGCGCUGGAGAGGGAGAGCAGCUACAUCGGCACACUGAUCGAUGAUUUGGUGACCAAGGAUUUGAGGGAGCCUUACCGCAUGCUCACCAGCCGAUCGGAGUUCCGGCUGCUGCUGCGGUCAGACAAUGCAGAUGUACGGCUGACCCCCAUGGGGCGCGAGAUCGGGCUAAUUGACGACCGCCGGUGGGGCAUGUAUGUGGCGAGGCAGGCGAGGAUGGACGCUGAGAAGGAGAGGCUCAAGCGAUACAAGCUGGCAGCCUCACACCCGGCUAUCCCAGCAAUAGAGGAGCUGUCAGGCGCAGUGCGGCACGGCACAACGCUGGAUCAAAUCCUCCGCCGCCCGCACGUCACCUACCGCCUCUUUAGAGACCACAGCCUCAUGGGCGCCCCUUCUCCCCUCUCCUCCUCCUCCGGCUCUGCCUCUGGCUCGGAAGCAGAAAGUGAUUCAGAAAGUGGUGCGGAAGGUGGUUCGGAAGGUGGUUCGGAGGCGGUGGGGGAGUGGGGGGAGGGAGGGGCGGUGGUGUCGGCAUGGGAGGCGGAGUGUGUGGAGGUGGAGUUGAAGUACGAGGGGUUCAUUCAGAGGCAGAAGCAGCAGCUGGAGCAGGUGAUCGCCAAGGAGCACCGCCGCAUUCCCGAGGACAUUGACUUCGAUUCGAUUGCCACCGUCUCCAAGGAGGCCCGUGAAAAGCUCUCCAAGAUCCGGCCAGCCACCAUUGGGCAAGCAUCUAGACUGGGCGGAGUCAACCCUGCUGACAUCACGGCUCUGCUCAUUUUCCUGGAACCUGUUGAAGAUUUGGAGAGCGUCCUUUCCGGUCUUGGGGCGAAGCUUGAUUCGAAAGACUGGAUCGUGGUUUGCGAGGGGCUUAUCGAACUCCGGAGGGUUGCGAAGUUCAACAGCGAACGCCUUAACGAACGACUUGAAUCCUAUUAUGAUUCAAUGUUGAAGUCUCUGAAGAAUCCCAGAAGUGUUCUCAGAAAGACUUUAUGGAUGACUUUUGAGGACCUGUUUAGAUUCAACACGACGUGCAUGGAAGGGUCGCUUGAAUCCUUGAUGCAACCGUUGCUUAUUCAAGCUUCGCAAGAUAAUAAGUUCAUGGUUGAAGCCGUCGACCGUGCUCUUUCCACAAUGACAUCAACUCUCAAUCCGGAAGUCACCUUUAAAGCAGUCCACCCGUGCAUCGCUCAUAAGAGUCCGAGAGUCCGGUCAAAGGCUAUGAUUUACGCCUACCAAGCGGCAGUGCGUCUGAAUACGGAUCAGGUCAAGGUUAUUGGACUGGAUGUGCUUCUAAAGAUUGCCGCAACUCAGAUGAAGGACCAGGCCCCAGAGGGACGGGAAGCAGCUCGGAAGCUUGCAGUGUACCUUCAUUCCUUAUAUGUUGCUAUGGAAGAUGCUGCUGCGGAGAGCCAGGAGACAUCCGAACCAUGGGAGGGAUAUUGCAGCAAAAGGCUUUCAUCGACAGAUGCUGCAGCUGUGCUCAAGGUUUCAGAUGGUUUGUGUUUCAUGGCGUUUGGCGAGGAAAUGGGUAGUCCCUCGCGCGUUCCACGGGACUCGGAGGAACAGGCACAGCUACCUGUGUGCGACCCGAACCCGUGUCCAGCGACAAUAAACGAGCGAGAGUUAGGGGAUGAGGAUAUAGAGGCUUGGGAAGAACAGUACGAGGGUGUGGACGACGAGGAUUCUCCAUUUAGUUCAACUUGUUCAUUCUUAGAACCAGGACAGGCGUUUGUGGGGACGCAGAACGUGUCGUCCUCAUCUUCCCCGGGCGACUCUUCUCCGCCGUUAUCAGGCAUGGAGCGGGAUGAGGCUUGGCGGGUGACGGUGCGCAUCCAACAGUGCGACAUGCGGAGAGGGUACUUGUGCGGAUCCAUGGAGGCUCUUAACGUUCCUUCCACUGACACCUCGGUGAGGGGACGUGACGUGGCUUGA